CAAGGAAAAGAAGUAAGAGUUGUGUAUUUAGAUAUAAGUAAGGCGUUUGACUGUGUGUGGCAUCGCGGAUUGUUAAAAAAACUGGAAUCGCUUGGUAUUUGUGGUUCUUUACUGCAUUGGUUUGAAAGCUAUUUGCAGGAUAGAAUGCAACGUGUCGUUCUCGAGGGUCAAUCAUCGGAAUGGAAAAAAUUAUAUUGGGGUGUACCUCAAGGUUCAGUACUAGGGCCACUUUUGUUCUUAAUAUAUGUAAAUGAUAUUACAGAUGAUCUUGAAUCAAAGCCUUUUGUUUAUGCUGAUGAUACCACGCUAUUUGAGGUCAUAGAUGAUCCUGUUGAAUCAGCUGAAAAUCUUAAUAACGAUUUAGCUAAGAUUUCUGAGUGGUCAGAUAAGUGGUUGGUUACUAUGAAACCCCUCAAAAACUAG
This is a messenger RNA of Paramuricea clavata, 423 nucleotides long. Lineage: Eukaryota; Metazoa; Cnidaria; Anthozoa; Malacalcyonacea; Plexauridae. The record is from the annotation of a GenBank genome assembly.